CGUGAGUGAUAACAUGAACAUAGCCUCUAGUUUACCUCCAAACCACAAGGAGGCAAUCAAGAGAUUUGAGUAGAAUCAAUUGUGCACUGCCCUCUAACGAAAAACUCGCAGUCGCACGCUUGUAAACAAACCAAAGGAAUUAUUAUUUUUCUCUAGGGAUUCAUUUCACGACAGUACUACCAGCUAAAUUAGAAACAUAAUGUUAAUCAAUAAAUAAGUGACCGUUCAGAAGAGUGGCAGCUAUAUUGAGGCCAGCCAUGCCAGUCUCCAGCAAAAAAAAGCAAGGAAGAGACAGCGCGGUGCAGGGGACCAAUGACAGCAGUGCGGUUAGCAAGGUGGCUGCUGCUGCACAAGGGUACUUUAAAGAUGACUUUCUUAAAUAUUUUGUGUGCAAAGUGUCCAGACGAGCCCCUCUCAUUAACAGAGGCUACUACAUACGGUGGAAAGCUGUUGACCACUGUGUAAGGCAGUUUCUGCAGUCGACACAGCAUUGCCCCUACAGGCAGAUUGUGUCCUUAGGGGCUGGCUUUGAUUCCCUGUAUUUCCGUCUGCAUGGGGAGGGGGCUCUCAAAAAGAUGGUGGUGUUUGAACUGGAUUUUCCAGAUGUUGCAAGGCGCAAGGCUGCAUUGAUAAAUGCUGACAUUUGCCUGAAGGAGGGUUUAAAAUUCCCAUCACCCUGUCUUGCAGGCCUUUAUGUGUCAGGGGAGGACUACCGUCUUGUAGGGGUAGAUGUAAGAAAGGAGAACCAGAUGGAGGAGGUUCUGGCUGGGGCUGGAAUAGACUGGGCUGCCCCUACCCUGUUACUGUCUGAAGUGGUGCUCACCUACAUGGAGACACAGUGGUCCGACGGUGUGAUUGGAUGGUCAGCCCGGCACUUCUCCCAGUCUCUCUUUGUGAUGUACGAACAGAUUCGCCCCCAGGACCCCUUUGGUCAAAUCAUGCAAGAUCACUUCCUGAAACUCAACUCCACACUCCAUGCGCUCAGAGAUUACCCUGACACAGCUGCUCAGACACAAAGGUUUUUGGGCAAGGGCUGGGAGCAGUGUGUGUGCAUGGAUGGAAAUGAGUUCUACCAGGCUCUGGUGCCAGAGAAAGAGAGAGGCAGAGUGGAGAGUCUUGAACCCUUCGAUGAGUUUGAGGAGUGGCACCAGAAAUGUUCUCACUAUUUCAUCCUGACUGCCUGUAAAGGCUCGCUUACCAGCCACGCUGUGUUAAGACCGCCACCAGAGUCUCCACUCCCCUCUCUGAGGCCAGUGCUUAGCCCUGUGUCCCUGAUGGUGAGGCCUGUGUCUGGGUUGCUGUCUCUGGAGGGUCUGGGCAUGGCCUCCACCCCCCUGCGCCCUGACAUGGUGCUGCUCACCGGAGGCUCCAAUAGGAGGGGCAGGGGGGCUGCUGCUAGGGUCCUCGUCACAGGGCAGGCUGCCUGGAGAUGUGCCUCUGUAGCGUCUUCCACAGACUGGGGUGUUCGACUGUAUCACACGGUAAAUAACAUCCCCGGUUGGGGCAACGUGGUCUAUGGUGGGCGCUCCUCCCCACUCCACCCAAUCAGGAGCCUUCUUAAAGUGACCUGUGACCUGGCUGACCCUACAUCUCAUGAGAACAUGGCAACAGUGAGUCUGUCCUCAGAGCAGAUAACAUGCACUGGUAUCCUGCCACCACCAAGAUGGCGGCACACAGCGACCAUGCUGAGUUACAGAGGCCAGGACUUCCUGUUUGUGUUUGGAGGAAGGAAUGAGACAGAGGCCGCUUUAGGUGACGCCCAUUUCCUGAGUCUUAAUAAUCUGCAUUGGACAGAGAUGUCAGUAGAGGGUAUCCCACCCGAAGCUCGCCUCUCCCACUCAGCGUGUCGAUAUAAGGAAGGGGUGGUGGUGUUUGGAGGACUAGGCAGAGGAGGGGUACCCCUGGGGGACACAACCUUUCUGAGGCCCACUACCACAGGCUUCUGCUGGGAGAGGCUGGCGGUCCACCCCCAGCCCGUCCCCAGAUAUUCUCACAAUGCACACGUGAUUGGUCAGCGGCUGGUGGUGGUGGGUGGGGUUUGGCUGCAGGCCGAAGGUGUUCCUGGUAUAGCGGUCAUAGACCUGAUCACAGGGAGCGGUAUGGAGUUUCAACUAGACACGAUGUCGGUGCCCUGGCCCCUCAUGCUGCAUUCAUUCUGUUCCCAGCUGCUAGACUCCGAGGAACCAACUCUGGCCCUGAUGUGUGGAGGAGGCAACUGUUUCUCCUUCGGUACCCAUCACAACCCUUGUCCGGUCAUAGUGGACCUCCGGCCAGCUUUGUGAGCCAAUCAGUACCAGAGGGCUUGGCUCUGUGAGAUAAUUAAGACCUUCACUACAGACUUAAGGUUGAUCCUACCUGCAAUCACAAAGCUCACAAUGGACUCAACCUUAAGAGAGUGAACCCAUCUAGGUGAUUACCUCAUUGUACACACAUACAUACAUCGAUCCAGAUAAGGGUCAACAUCCUGUAAUUUGCUCACCAGACAAGUUUUAUUUCAGAUGAGACCUCAGACUUAAAAUAACUCAUAUGAAAGUACUGCAAUUAGAGAGAGAGAGAGAGAGAGAGAGAGAGAGUGAGACUUCAUCCUAAUGUUGUUGGGGUGUUUGGGCCAGCUGGAGUGGAGUGUAGGAUCACUCAGUGUAGCGUCUGAAGGACUGGACCACAGGGCUGAUGGCGCCCCAGUCCCCAGGUUUGCGGUACUCGCCCUUUUCCAGGAAGUACUGACGGCCGCGGUAGUUGGGGUGUUCGUAGAACACCCACCAGCCAUCAGAGACCUUGCAGGAAUAGACCUCCCUCAAGCGGUACUUCUCCUGCACGGAGGGGCAGUCUUCAGUGGCCUUGAGGGCCUGGCCCUCAAAGUUGGCCUUUUCAUACAGCUGCAUCUUGUACUGGCUCCCACUGGU
Osmerus eperlanus (European smelt) is the source of this 2903-nucleotide messenger RNA. It is a transcript of the gene lcmt2, whose product is annotated as leucine carboxyl methyltransferase 2. The record is from RefSeq and is a predicted model, not a curated record. Gene Ontology annotation, biological process: tRNA methylation; wybutosine biosynthetic process. NCBI's taxonomy places the organism in Eukaryota, Metazoa, Chordata, Actinopteri, Osmeriformes, Osmeridae. The transcript is spliced from 14 exons. Gene Ontology annotation, molecular function: tRNA methyltransferase activity; protein binding. Bases 258 to 2282 code for a protein of 674 amino acids.